AUGACUCCAAUCUACAAAACAUUCUCCGAUGCUCUCCUGAUGCAAGACUUCCCGAGAAUUCAGUCCAUCCUCACAGAACGGCACACCUUCCUCGAUCUCAACCGAUACUGCAGAGACGGUCAGACACCCUUACAUCACUGCAGUUCCAGCGGAAAUCUCAAAUUAGUACGCCUACUUGUGGAGCACGGGGCAAAUCCACGAAGAAAGAACAAAGAGGGGUGGACGCCCCUGCACCUGUCUGUCUUUAGGGGGCAUAGAAAAAUUACAGCUUACUUGUUGAAGAUUUUGAUAGGGAAGCGUGAAAAAGUUCAUCACUCGAUCACCCAAGACGUCAAACCGUCAAUUUUCGAGGUCACGUGUAAAGAAGAGAAGAUAGAUUUUGAAGAGGAUGAUAAAAAAUGUCUUCUACAACUACAAUAAAAGCUGUUUAGAAAAAAUUACUAAAGUAUUAUAAUUUGUUUUUGUACACGUACACACACGCACACACACAAACUGACUCACACACUCACACACUAAUAAUUAACGGUAAAAAUGCGCGUACAUAAAGGUAAGAGCAUUUAAUAUAGCAAAAUUCAUGAACGUUUAUACUCAAUGACCUCAACCGACCAACUGUAUAAUUAUUAAUACCGCGAAAUUAUUAUUCCUUAAUGCUAGUUGUAAUGUUUUAUUUUCAUAUAACAUUGCGCACUUCAUUAUCGACAUAAUUCAUGCAGUAUCAGCGCAUUGUAAAGAGCCGAAUUGUGCAUAUUCAUAAUAUGUUGCAUAAUAAGGAUGAAAUGUUAUUCAGUGAGAGCUCUCAACUUUUCAUUCAUACAUGACAUGUUGUUGUGUCCACUGGUGACAAAUGAAAUCUCGAUCAUUGUCAAUUUUGUGCUUCAUUAACAUUACCUUCGUCGUCAUCUUUAUCAUUUCAUCGUCAUCACAUUAUCACCACCAAUCACCUCAAAGAUUAUUUUUAUUUAAGUUAUUUGUAAUGAAUGGGUAAUGUUUGUAAUUACUUACAAUUACUUAUUUUCCACUAAUUGUAAAUAAAACACAUGCGUAUCUGCUAAUCAGUUUAUAUCAGUUACAUUUAUCGCAAAAUAUUUAACUACUUUUUGUAAUUUUGUUGAUGUUUCAAUUGAAAAUAAAAAUGUUUAACUCAUACUUUU
Helobdella robusta is the source of this 1151-nucleotide messenger RNA. RefSeq lists its product as hypothetical. Lineage: Eukaryota; Metazoa; Annelida; Clitellata; Rhynchobdellida; Glossiphoniidae. Gene Ontology annotation, biological process: regulation of gene expression. Gene Ontology annotation, cellular component: nucleus. The transcript has 3 exons. Gene Ontology annotation, molecular function: protein binding. The record is from RefSeq and is a predicted model, not a curated record. Bases 1 to 420 code for a protein of 139 amino acids.